This is a messenger RNA of Engraulis encrasicolus (European anchovy), 1618 nucleotides long. RefSeq names its product peptidylprolyl isomerase D (gene ppid). The record is from RefSeq and is a predicted model, not a curated record. The transcript is spliced from 10 exons. Lineage: Eukaryota; Metazoa; Chordata; Actinopteri; Clupeiformes; Engraulidae. Gene Ontology annotation, molecular function: protein binding; peptidyl-prolyl cis-trans isomerase activity. Gene Ontology annotation, biological process: protein folding; protein peptidyl-prolyl isomerization. Bases 94 to 1209 code for a protein of 371 amino acids.
UCUAGAAACAACCAAAGUGGAAGACCACCUGCAGUCGCCGGGUUGUGGACUCCUUACAAGGCGCCGUCUUGUUUUUCUGAUAAAUUUUCCACAAUGUCAAACCCAUCACCCGCUAACAAGCCUUCGAACCCAGACAACCCCCGGGUUUUCUUUGAUGUAGAUAUCGGUGGUGUAAGAGUUGGCCGAGUCGUGUUCGAGGUCUUUGCCGACGUUGUUCCGAAGACUGCCGAGAACUUCCGAGCGCUCUGCACAGGAGAGAAGGGCAUUGGCCAAAGCACUGGAAAGCCUCUUCAUUUUAAAGGAUGCCCAUUUCACCGGAUCAUCAAGACGUUUAUGAUCCAGGGAGGAGAUUUCUCCAACCAGAAUGGAACAGGUGGAGAGAGCAUAUACGGAGAGAAGUUUGAGGAUGAGAACUUCCACUAUAUGCACGACCGGCCGGGACUCCUGAGCAUGGCCAACUCGGGACCCAACACCAACGGCUCGCAGUUCUUCGUGACUACGGUGCCCACGCCACACCUGGAUAGCAAGCAUGUGGUGUUCGGGCAGGUGCUCAAGGGCAUGGGCGUGGUCAAGGUCCUGGAAUCCAUCGACACCGUGGAGGACGCACCCGUCAAGCCUUGCGUGAUAGCCGAGUGUGGGGAGCACAAGGCGGGUGAUGACUGGGGAGUGGCUCCUAAUGACGGCUCAGGAGACGCCCAUCCAGACUUCCCCGAAGACUCCGACGUGGACAUGAAAGAUAUUGACAAGGUCCUGGCAGUGGCGGAAGAUGUGAAAAAUAUCGGAAACAACUUCUUCAAAAGCCAGAACUGGCAGUCCGCCAUGAAGAAAUACUUCAAAGCUCUCAGGUAUCUGGAGGUGUGUGGGGAGAGUGUGGAGGAAGAGGGCGCCCAGAAGAGGAAGAAGCCGGUGGCCCUCAGCUGUAUGCUGAACACCGCAGCCUGCCAACUCAAACUGCAGCAGUGGCAGGACGCCAUCGACAACUGCAAUGAGGUGUUGGAGCUGGAUGAUACGAACACUAAAGCACUGUUCAGGAGGGCACAGGCUUGGCAAGGCCUGAAGGAGUUCAACAAUGCCAUGACUGAUCUGAAGAAAGCACAGGAAAUUGCUCCCACUGACAAAGCUAUCUCCAAUGAGAUGCAGCGUGUGAAGAACAAAGUGAAGGAGGAGAAGGACAAGGAGAAGCAAAUAUAUGCCAAGAUGUUUGCUUGAGGAGAUCGGAAGGGAACUCGACUCACUCACUCACCCACCCACCGCUUCGUCGUCGUCCUAUCCUCAUUGACUUGAAGCGAAACGUGUUUGAGUUUCGUUCACCCCAUUAGCUGACGUCAGGGCAGGGGGACAAAAAUAGUUCUACACCUUGUGGUCUCUUUGUAAUGACGCAGACAUAAAGAUAGACCGUCUGGAUACGUUUACGGUGCACACACACACUGACCUGGGCCCCAAGUGCUUUCAUGUAUUUAUUUUAUUUUUUUGGAGAUGUGUUUUGGUUGUGUUGGGGGUGAUGUGUGACGAAAGUCAACAGUUUGUUUACUUGCUUGCCAGAAGACCAUUGUUGAUCUUUGUAUAAAACAAAAUAAAAGACAGUUAAGUGUGAUGCACAUUCUUAAGUCCAACCCUU